AUGAGCGCACGCACGGCCUCGCGCCCGCUCUCGACCCACUCGAGCCUGUCGUCCAACCCUUCGCCGCGCAAGGCCUCGCGCGCCCCGCCCCCCGUCACCUUUGACGACGCCGCCGCCGACUCGAGCGACCACAACACGCUCCUCGACUCGGCCCACCUCGACGCCAUCCUCGCCGACUUUGACCUCGAGGCCACCUCGUACCUCCGCAAACUCGCCAAAGCCCACGACGACCGCGUAAACGCCCUGCGCCGCUCGUUCCACGACUCGCUCGCCGCCCUCGACCACCAGGUCCGCACCUUGUCGCUCGACCGCUUCGUGUCCGACUUUGCCGCAGACCCGCACCGCGCCAUCACCGGCCUCGUCGGCGAGCAGAUGCGGCCCGUCCCCAUGAGCCAGGUCGAGCAGAGCGUCCGCAAGCGCAAGCGUGUCCAGCCCGCCUCGCCUCGCACCAACGCUGACGACGACGACGUCGACGUCUUCUUCUCGACCUCGAAGAAGGCCCGCUCGGGCACCUCCACGAGCGCCGCACCGAGCGGCAUGCUCUUCUCGAGCGCGGUCAAGGGCAAGGGCAAGACGGCCGGGUCCGUGUCGCGCUCGGCCUCGACGAGGAGCAAGCGCAACGGCAUGUCGCCCACCUCGAACCGCAAGCCCCGUCUCCGUCUGCGCCCGUCGACGACCGCGUCCGUGUACCGCAACAACCCGCACCUCCCGCCGACGCCCGGGCCCUCGUCGGCCUCGUUCCCGGGCGCCGCGACCGCCGCCGGCGUCGCUCCGACGACGGCGCGCCGCCCCAAGCGCGGCGAGAGCAUCGUCAUGCGCUCGAUGAACGGGAGCCCGCUCGGCGAGUUUAUCGCGAGCGAGGACGAGGGCGGCGACGACGACGACGAGUCGCGGUCGUCCGAGGACGACGACGAGGACGAGAGCGAGGGCGCGAGCGACGAAGACGAGUGGGACUUGCUCGAGCGCUACGAGGCGAGCAAGGUCGAGCACCAGUCGGCGUCCAAGGGCAAGAAGGCCAAGGCCAAGACCAAGACCCAGGCCAAGGCGUCGUCGUCGUCGUCGUCGAGCAAGACGCAGCCGCCGACCUCGUCCUCGUUCAUCGUCGCCCUCCCCGCCGGCGCGCCGUCGUUCAACGAGGUCAAGCGCCUGUGGGUCGAGCAGAUGCAGGCCAACCUGCGCAAGCUCGACGUCGGCGAGGCCGAGAAGCGCAGGCUCGAGGAGGCCCUCCUCGCGAGCGUGCCUGCCCUGUAGAGGGCGGUCGAUACUGUCGAUGGCUCGCUGUCUCUCUGUCUGUCUGUGUAGUCACUUUCUGCCAUGCGAGCACCUUUUUUUCCUG
Rhodotorula graminis WP1 is the source of this 1336-nucleotide messenger RNA. RefSeq lists its product as uncharacterized. NCBI's taxonomy places the organism in Eukaryota, Fungi, Basidiomycota, Microbotryomycetes, Sporidiobolales, Sporidiobolaceae. The coding region runs from base 1 to 1251 and encodes 416 amino acids. The transcript has 4 exons. The record is from RefSeq and is a predicted model, not a curated record.